UUGUUAGAGAGUGUGUUUUCCAGCUGAUCCGACUCAGGGGCAGGAGGAGGACCAACUGUGAGAGGGACCACCGCACUUCCUUUUUUGUUUGUUUUUGUGUAACUGGAACACCGCACUUUUUUUUUUAUUUAGCAAAGGAAAAAAAAGACAUUUGUUGUAUAAAUGUCUUUUUCCUGUAACCAAUCACUGGAUGGCAGUUUCCCUCCGUCUCCAGCGGAGGACAGGGGCUCCCAGAGGCUGUCCUGGAGCAACCUGCUGCAGAAGCUCGUUGAGCUAAAGGGGAUCAACCAGGGGGCCUCGGCGGAUCAGUACUGCAGCAGUGAAACUGGAUCUGUUGCAGACCUUUCCGUGUCAGACUCCGACAGCAGCUUCUUCUACCCCCUUGAGGAGACCCUGGCCGCGGAGGUGGUGGCCACAGUGACACAAAGCCUCAACAAUGCAUCGCCCAUCCUGUGCUGCUCCAAACUCUACCUACCCGACUGUCUGAUGCGCAACAUCGGCCAAGAGCUCCUCCAUCUGGCCUCCAACGAACCCUGUGGACUGAGGGGGGCCGUGAUCGACCUGUGCGUGGACAGGGGGGAUCAGGGCAUGCUGUGCACAGUGGAUCAAAUAGCAGUGGAUCCCACUCUGGUCCCGACCUUUCACGUCACCCUGGUGCUGAGGCUGGAGUCUGGGGGACUGUGGCCCAAGGUUCAGAAGCUCUUCAAAGGUGGAAAGCCCCCAUCUGCAAUGUCCCCGAGGCACCACAAGACCCUGCGGCUGAGCAGCAGCUUCAGGGCCAUCAGGAGGAAGCUGUACAGCUCAGGAGAGCUGCUGAUUGAAGAAUGCCGCUAACUCAGGAGCACUCGCAUGCCUUAUUAGAUUACCUGAACUCUUUUUAUAAUCAAUCUUUACCGCAUAUUCAUUUAAAAAAAAAAAGCAUUUAAUUGCACUGACAUCCAAGGUCCUUAAACAGUUGUAAAACUGUAAAUAAAAAAGGACCAAACUGCAUCUCAUGGCAGCUACUCACCUGAUCUCAGGUGGCUCACAGUGAAAACUCAUGUCUGAGUCCUCUUUUUUUUAUGACUGUGAAUUUCCACUUUUGUAAGGGAAUGUAUUUACUAGUAUUAAAUAUUUGCACCUGAAACUGCUUUGUAUCUUAAAGAUUAAAGAAUACAUUAUUUUCUAUUA
Molecule: messenger RNA, 1170 nt
Organism: Fundulus heteroclitus (mummichog)
Lineage: Eukaryota; Metazoa; Chordata; Actinopteri; Cyprinodontiformes; Fundulidae
Product: DNA damage-inducible transcript 4 protein
Exons: 2
Coding region: 163-834 (223 amino acids)
Biological process (GO): apoptotic process; negative regulation of TOR signaling; response to hypoxia
Cellular component (GO): cytoplasm
Molecular function (GO): 14-3-3 protein binding
Source: RefSeq, a predicted model, not a curated record